Molecule: messenger RNA, 1486 nt
Organism: Carica papaya (papaya)
Lineage: Eukaryota; Viridiplantae; Streptophyta; Magnoliopsida; Brassicales; Caricaceae
Gene: SPL5
Product: squamosa promoter binding protein-like 5
Cellular component (GO): nucleus
Molecular function (GO): DNA binding
Source: RefSeq, a predicted model, not a curated record
UUCAGGGUUCACAAAACUUAAACUCAAUUGUUAAAAAUCAAAUCUAUAUCAGUUUAAUGACAUUUUAACAUGAUGGUUUUACAUAUAGAACAGAAUCAUUAUAUGCAUGUCUUCUUAAACUAUACAUAAUUUUUGUGAGCUAUAGAAUUUCUAUUCCCAUAAAUUCAGGCUAUAAGAGCCCUUUGUCCCACCAAUAAUUGCCUGUAUGCACCAUACGGGUGCUUUGCUGUCAGGUAGGCCUGUUAUUCCGACCAUUAGUAAGAAGAGAUUUGAGUUUAAAAACUUGUAAUGGCAUAUCAGCUAAGACCCAGUUCCUAGCUUCUCUUAAUUUUUUGAGCUUGUAAUCCUUUUCACCAUCACACCAAGCACAGAUAUACACAUACAAACAAGCAGCGAAAUGUACUAUGUGGUCCUGCUCCAACUUUCUUUUUUCCUUUCCAACUUUUUCUUGCUAUCUAUUCACCUUCAUAAACAGGAUAUAUCCGCAUACCAUUUUCCAUCAGCACUACCAUUCACUGUGACAUAUUUUGAAAGCAAUGGAGGCCAGAGGUCUUGAAGGAAAGCUAUACUCAAAGGAGAAGGCCAUCAAGGAUUGUCUUGUUAUGGAAGUGGACAAUGACAUGGAAGACGAAGAAGAAAUUGGUAGUAUGGGAGAUGGGUUUGGUGGAGAUGAUGAAAAGAAGAAGAAGGUUUCUGGUAAGAAAGGAUCUGGUAGCACCAGUGGCAGCGUGUCUCCACCCUCUUGCCAGGUAGAGAAAUGUGGAGCUAAUUUGGCAGAGGCCAAGAGAUACCACAGGCGCCACAAGGUGUGCGAGAUUCAUGCCAAGGCGCCGGUUGUGCUUGUUGCAGGACUCAGGCAGAGGUUUUGUCAACAAUGUAGCAGGUUCCAUGAAUUGUCAGAGUUUGAUGAAGCAAAGAGGAGCUGCCGCAGGCGUCUAGCCGGACACAAUGAGCGGCGUAGGAAGAGUGCAGCUGAAACAUGCAGCGAAGGGUCAAGCCGGAAGGGGGUGAGUCCUCAGUGCAGGCAGACAGAUGAAAGAGACAGAAUACAGAUCAAUCUUCCCGGUACUUCCUCAUUCAAGCGUUCUCAGAUCAGAUGAAGUGGUCUGCUCUGCUGCUUCAUUUGCUCCCUCUCUUCUGUCAUCUACAGCUUCCUCUAUUCCCGUAUCAAUAUGGUACUUAUUAUAUGCUACGUAUGACGAUAAAGCUACUGCAACCAGGCAUAUGUUUCAACUGUUUUCCGUUAUGUGAGUCUAUAUGAUGCUACUAUUGGAUAAAAUAAUCGGGUUACAGCCAUUGCAUGAUUCACUUUUGGUGAAUAUGUGGUGAAGAAAACCAACUCCUAGCUUCAACUUGAAUUUUUUUGCGUACUUUGUAAUCAGACAUGACGGCAUGAUGAGGAAUGCUAUAGGGAGAAAAAAAAUGUUGCACUGGAAAUUAUUACAUAUUGGUUUGCUAAUGCUGUUUGUAAAAGCUUUCUCUGUCC